Molecule: messenger RNA, 976 nt
Organism: Clarias gariepinus (North African catfish)
Lineage: Eukaryota; Metazoa; Chordata; Actinopteri; Siluriformes; Clariidae
Gene: tmem54b
Product: transmembrane protein 54b
Exons: 6
Coding region: 145-948 (267 amino acids)
Source: RefSeq, a predicted model, not a curated record
CACGGCAUUCAGGUCUGUCCUGCGUGUCAGGUGUAGAGCCUCAUAUGUGAAGGUCUGUGUACAUUUCUGUCGCCGUGCAGGAAGUUUGUUCAUAACUUUAUUUAUGAUGACUUAUGACUUUAGCUAUUGAAGACCCAGGAGAAAAUGGAUCAUUCAGGAGUGUCCUGUGCCAGUAUGCAGGAGCCCAAGUCUCUAAUGAAGAUGGGCCUCUGUAUGGUGUUGGUGGGUCAUAUGAAUUUCCUGUUGGCGGCCCUGGUCCAUGGCACAGUGUUGAGGCAUAUCAGCCUUGACACCCAGACCCUGGAGUAUGCCAUCUCCAACAUUUUGGCUCUAACAGCCGGCCUCGUGGGAGUCUUGGUCGGAAUACUUACCAUAGUCCUUUCUAAAAACCAGAAAAACCGAGUCCUGACAUGGUGUGUGUGCAUGCUGAGUGCAGUAGGGGGCGUGCUGGCUGCUGCUUCAGUCGUCGGGCUGCUGGUCGCUUUGGUUUGGACGCUAAUUUAUGGCACUAAAGGCCUUCUGCAACACUGCAACUUGCCCGCUGACAUGAGCUACUUCAGCAUCACUUUUGAGUGUCCCUAUGACCCCACACGCAUUUAUGGUACCACUCUGAUCCUGUGGGUGCCGCUGAUCGUGAUGAGUGCCGUGGAGCUGGUGAUCUCAGGGCGCUGCUGUGCAGCGUCGGUCUCUUUCAUCUGCCGCAAAACAAGGAUACACUGGGAGACCAGCUCGGUGAAGACCCUCAGAGUAGCUGUGCCCCCAGUGCUCCCCUGCCGUGUCCCACCACCCCAGCGUUACCAUAGAGACUGUGAGCUGGCGCGCCCCCCAGAACAGCACGAGCUGCUGCGAGCAUCACGGCCCUACAGCUCGAGCCGCUCGGCGCAGAUCAGAGCAGCCUCAUCUCAAUUCAACAGAGCCUCACUCAACAGGGCCAGCUUCUGGAUCUAAUUAAGGCUUGGUAUUACAUUGACCAAAU